This is a messenger RNA of Thecamonas trahens ATCC 50062, 156 nucleotides long. RefSeq names its product 60S ribosomal protein L39. The record is from RefSeq and is a predicted model, not a curated record. Gene Ontology annotation, biological process: translation. NCBI's taxonomy places the organism in Eukaryota, Apusomonadida, Apusomonadidae. The transcript is spliced from 2 exons. Bases 1 to 156 code for a protein of 51 amino acids. Gene Ontology annotation, cellular component: ribosome; cytosolic large ribosomal subunit. Gene Ontology annotation, molecular function: structural constituent of ribosome.
AUGGCUGCCCACAAGCGUCUUAAGACCAAGAAGAUCCUCGCCAAGAAGGCCCGGCAGAACCGCCCGCUCCCGCAGUGGAUCCGCCUCCGGACCGGCAACAAGAUCCGGUACAACGCCAAGCGCCGCCACUGGCGCCGCACCAAGCUCAACAUCUAA